This is a messenger RNA of Acaromyces ingoldii, 2527 nucleotides long. RefSeq lists its product as hypothetical. Gene Ontology annotation, biological process: tRNA wobble position uridine thiolation. Bases 249 to 2342 code for a protein of 697 amino acids. Gene Ontology annotation, molecular function: tRNA binding; sulfurtransferase activity. Gene Ontology annotation, cellular component: cytosol. The record is from RefSeq and is a predicted model, not a curated record. Lineage: Eukaryota; Fungi; Basidiomycota; Exobasidiomycetes; Exobasidiales; Cryptobasidiaceae. The transcript is spliced from 2 exons.
CUAUUAGCCUGACGGACUGAGCGGGAGGAAAGAGCGACUGCGGGCCAGACGAUGAAGGAUCAAGAGCCCUGCCACCCUCUGUAGUAGGAGGGUGAGUAGGUGAGUUUCAACAAUGGCGAGCAAGCCUGUCGUUUUUCUACUGAGAAAUUGGCUUCGCCGUCAUCUGUCGAGCGACGGGCGAGCAAGCAAGCAGUGCUUCGAAAGAGAAAAAGGGUCUGAAUCGACAUCACCAACAAGCCAGGACGACGAUGUCAACGCACCGACUCGAAGAAGCUACGAGCUCCUUUUCGCGCCUCGGCCCCUCGUCAUCGUCUACGUCGGCGUCGUCGUCAUCAGCAAGGGCCGAGGUUACACUGCAGCAGCCACCGCUGGAGCCCGUAGACCGGAAAGAGCGACAGCGGAAGCUGGGCCGGACAUGUGGACGAUGCCGCGCAGAGCGGGCGCAGAUCCUGAUCCAGACGGCGGCCUUUUGCGCUGGCUGCCUGCGGCGCAGCGUCGAGAUGAAGUCGAGGAUGGCGCUCGAGGUCGUCCGCGGUGCAGCACUCUUGGCACGCUGGGAGGCAUGGAGCGCGGGUAGAGAGGAGGCCGGAGCCGAGGCCGGGGCCGAGGCCGAAGUGGUGCUGGGCUGCAGCGGUGGCGUCAACAGCAGGGCCCUCCUGCGACUGGCGAGAAUGGCACUGCUGCCCGACCGUGACCCGCGCUCGCGCAAGCCGAGAGAGGUGGGCAGGAUCGUCGUCGUCCACGUGGACGACAGCCUGCUGGUGCCCGGCGCAAGCGAUCGGACGGCGCGCGUCAGGGCCAUGGUCGAGGCCGAGGGCGGCGAGGAGGCGGGGCUGAGCUUUGUCGGCCUCAGGAUCGAGGAUACCUUCGAAGACGCACGUUUUGCGCGGUCAACGCUGGUGGCGUCCUCGUCGGCAUCGUCAACGCGAGAGAGACGACGGAGGAUCAGAAUGCAGGGUGGCGCGCAGGACGCGGGCGCAGCAGCCCUGACGAGACGCCUCUUUGCGACACUGCGGCCAGACACGACGCCUCGAGGCGCACUGUCCAAUGCGCGCACGCGGGCCGAAGACAUGCGCGAGCUCCUCGUCGGCCACCUGCUCCGGCGCGAGGCGCAGCGGCGGGGCGCGUCUGCGCUCAUGACGGCCGAAAACGCCACGCGGAUGGCGAUCCGCACCGUCGAGGCCGUCGCCAAGGGCCGCGGCCACAAGCUGCCGCUCGAGGAGGCCAACGUGCGGUGGAACGGCGUGGCGGUGCUGCGGCCGAUGCGCGACCUCGUGGCCAAGGAGGUGGCCUUCUAUGCGCGCGCGGCCGGCCUCGACGACGACUGCCUCGCGCCGAGCGACGCCAUCGCCAGCGAGCUGCUCCAGCGGAGCCCGACGACGGUCGCGGGGCUCGAAGGCGCAAACGGCGACAAGGCCAGCAUCGCGCGGCUGACCGAGUCGCUGAUCCACCUGCUGGAGCGCAACGUGCCGAGCACGGUGACGACGGUCAACAAGACGACGUCCAAGCUCGUCUUUGCCGACGACGAGGCCACGCACGGCUACGAGGCCGAGGGCCAGCAGCAGACGCACUACCAGCGCAUCGUCAACCAGGCCAGCGAUGUUGUUGGUGGCGGCAGUGCCUUUGAGCACGUGGGCCCCGCCGUCGCACUGCGCACCAAGACACGAGCCAUCUCGGCCCUCGAGGAGGAGUCGGUCGAGAUGGGCGCGCAGAUCGGCCUCCGGGGGUCUUCGAACCGGCUCCUGAGCCUGGCCCGGUCCUUGCCCCAGUGGUCCGCGUCGCUCUCGCCCGUGGGCGGGUGCGCGCUGUGCGGCAUGCCCCGCCAGCGCGGUCUGCAGGCGUGGAGGCGUGGACUGACAGUGACUCCUGCUACUGCUCUUUCAGAAGAACCAGCUCUGGAAGCGGAUGACAACAUGCAAGUUCAUGGAGAAGGAGAAGAAGAAGACCUCGAGUCACACCUCUGCUACGGCUGCAGCCUCAUCCUCGACCUCGGCGACGACGUGCAGGGCGAGGCAGCCAACAUUGACUUGCCCAUGUUCGUCGCCGACCGCAUCGCAGCGAGCAAACAAGCAGGCCCGCUCACGGAGCAGCUCGCCUCGCUGGAUAUCAAACAGCAAGGGGAAAACGAACAAGAGGGAGUUCAGGGCCAAGGGAACGGAGACCAAGAGGCGCUGCAUUCAUCGACCAACGGCUCUGUGCGCCGUGGCAAGCGGGACGCGCUCGUCAAGGUUGACCGGCGGGCCAUGCGGCAGCAGCUCGAUGGCUUCCUCCUGCCCGAGGAGCCGGACGAGGCGGCGGCCCAAGAGCAACAGCGCGUAGAAGCCGUGCGCAUGGACUGGUGACGCCCAUCGACUCCCUCGGAAAAAUAAAAUAAAAUAAAAAGGCACGACGCGCCAAGAAACACAGGGACGCCUUCUUUUUCUGACAUGGUCCAUCAGACAGGGUGUCAAACAACCGCAAUGGAAGUUGAUUCUCGAAUCUACCGCUUGUCGCUGCUGCUGCUGCUGCUGCUGCUGCUGCUGCCACU